AUGGCGGCGUCUUGUGUUUCGGAUCAAAGGAGAGGCGUGCCCGUGGCUGAGGGCCGCGCCGGCGUGACGGAGUCCGUCCUCAGCGCUCUCAGCGCUGGGUACCGCCACUUCGACACGGCGUCGGCGUACAACACGGAGGCCGCGCUCGGGGACGCCGUGAUCCAGGCCGUGCGUGACGGGAUUGUCGGCUCCCGCGAAGACCUCUACAUCACGACGAAGCUCGCGGUCACCGACGCGCACCCCGGCCGUGUUCUGCCAGCGCUUCACAAGUCACUCCGGUUGGUUCUUGCAACACAGCUCAUCAUCGUCACUCUAGCUAUUUGGAACCUGCAGAUGGAGUACGUGGACCUUUAUCUCAUUCACUUUCCGGUGAGCAUGCGGCCGCCGGUGGUGGAAGGAGGCCUGCCGGUGGUGAAGGAGGACCUGGUGGAGAUGGACAUGAAGGGGGUGUGGGAGGAGAUGGAGGAGUGUCACAGGCGAGGGCUUGCGAGGGCCAUUGGCGUCAGCAACUUCACCUGCAAGAAGCUAGAAUACUUGCUAUCCUUUGCAAAGAUCCCCCCGGCUGCCAACCAGGUGGAGGUGCACCCACACUGCCGUCAGAACAAGCUAAGGGCAUUUUGCACGGAGAAAGGAAUCCAACUCUGCGCAUUCUCACCGCUUGGUGCCAAGGGCACGGCAUGGGCUAACAACUCCGUCAUGGAGUGCCCUGUCCUCAAGCAGAUAGCCCAUGAAAAGGGCAAAACCGUUGCCCAGAAAGGUCAUAUAUAA
This is a messenger RNA of Miscanthus lutarioriparius, 768 nucleotides long. Lineage: Eukaryota; Viridiplantae; Streptophyta; Magnoliopsida; Poales; Poaceae. The record is from the annotation of a GenBank genome assembly.